Brienomyrus brachyistius is the source of this 2591-nucleotide messenger RNA. It is a transcript of the gene stpg1, whose product is annotated as sperm-tail PG-rich repeat containing 1. The record is from RefSeq and is a predicted model, not a curated record. Gene Ontology annotation, cellular component: female pronucleus; male pronucleus; germinal vesicle. Bases 1518 to 2465 code for a protein of 315 amino acids. Gene Ontology annotation, biological process: epigenetic programing of male pronucleus. Gene Ontology annotation, molecular function: histone binding; chromatin binding. The transcript has 9 exons. NCBI's taxonomy places the organism in Eukaryota, Metazoa, Chordata, Actinopteri, Osteoglossiformes, Mormyridae.
AUAGUACAUAGCACUAGCUUUAAAAAGCCUCUAUUUCCUAAUAGUUGCUUAAAAUUUUAUUCGCAUUUAUUUAUCGGACAGAGUAAUUAUUGCAUGUACGGCAAAGCACACUAAACGCAAAAUGUCAGCGGAAAUAAAAGAAUAUAUCCGCUAAGUCGUGUGUUUCUCUCAGCAUCGUGUAUGUGACACUAAUGAGGAAAUGGCACGGGUGUAUACAAGUUACGUUUUUGCGUGCAGGAAUUUACAGACGGUUCAACGCUCGCCAUCGAGACAUCGCCCAUGUCAUUCAGAAAGAGAUGGAAAUAGUGAUUAUUUUCAAGGAAUCGGUCGUUUUAAAUUCGUUUACUGAAAGCUUAAUACUUUCCGGGGGCGUUUAUUAUCCUGUUUCUGCUGGAGUACAUAAGUGGGCCGAUGUCUAUAUGCAGUAUACAGUAUAUAGGCUGAUCUGUACGUUUCAGCGUUGUAUGAUCGCUGGCGUUGCUCUUUAACACCUACCCUGUGUGUUUUAUAUGUACAAAACAAAGACAAUUGUCAACGAUUUAUGUGACGGAGAAGUUAUGUAGGCUAUGUUACAGUUACUAUUUAGAUUGCCUAUUUGUAUUUGUGAUGUCAUCGUAAUUGCAUUAUUUGCUUUGAAAUGUAAUAACUUUAAACAUGCAGUUAAUAUCGUAUGUUUUACACGUUUUAAAAUGUUGGUUAUUUUUAAGAGGCUGUUUUAAUAUUAAAAUGAUCUUGGGGUCGCCAACUCUUACGCAUCAGUGUGACACUCGUGCUUUCAGAUUCUAACGCUCAUGCAAGAAAUCGUUCGGCAAACCUGUAUUAUUCCAUUAUAAACAGAAAAUUAGCUACAUCAAAAGCGCUGGGGUAGUUCGCAAACCCUACAGACGAUUUACAAUAUAAUGAUACUAUUACAUACAUGUAUAGCCUAUGUAUGCGCAGCCUUCUCUGGAAUUGAAAAUCUGGCGGCCCUGUAAAUUAUCUGCUUUUUACAGAACAUUAUAUAUGAUCCACCUAAACAUCUGCACAGUUUAUAACACAACUCAUUUACCGUAACAAAACAAAAGUUUACCUACAUAAAUCUUUUAGCAGAAAUAAGUGCGCUAGCUAUUAUUAUUAUUAUUGUUGUUAGAGAAAUAUACAUUAUUAUUAUUGUCAUUUUGUUAGUUACCAUACUUGAAAACAACGCCCUGCAGCAGCCUUAUCUUAAUUUAGCAAUUCUGAAUUCGCAUAGCAGUUCUGAAGAAACUGUCGCUUGAAUAUUUCCAUCCCAUAUAUGGUGAUAAAUAAUGCUAAAUGUCAUUUGCAUCUCCUGUUUGUGUACCUCAAUAUAAGAGACUGCGAGGGGAAUUCCACUUUCGAAGUUGGCUGUGUCCGACUGAGAGGCUGACACCUCGAUGUCAGGACCGGACUUCCCUUGCAGCAAGUAAAAGAUCGUUACAGCUGUCCGUGUUGUUUUCAGAGACUGGUUGGUUUUCAGCAGAUAUCCAGGAAGAUACUAUACAAAAGAAAAACCUCAGAUGGACGCGAAUGGCAGCCUUGGACCGGCUUCAAUCCCUACUAGAUACCAGAUUGUGGUGAAAAGUAACACAGACAAGAAAGGUUUCUCCUCAGGGACCAAGAGGUUCAUUUCUAAGGAUGUCCAGAGUGACACUCCAGGACCAGGCUCCUACAUUUCCCAGCAGUCUGCAGACCUCAUCAGCCCCUCAUUCUCCACGAAGGGCACCGGCGGUUUCGCAUCGCAGGCCGCCCGUAUGCCUCGUCCCCCCCGCCGUUGCACCCCCGGGCCCAGUGUCUACAACCUUCAGGCUUCCCUGCUGUCCAAGUUCAGCUCCGCCAAGGGCUGCACCAGAGUCUUCUGUAUGCCCAUAGCCGUGAAGGUGGAAGUCCCGCAGAAUCAGACGCCUGCUCCCAACCAGUACCAUGUUUCUUUUAAUGGGGUUGAGAGGAACAGCACUGUAUCCGCCCGGUCUUCAUUUGUAUCGAAGACCAGCAGAAGCGGCCUGCACCACGCUGUAGAAGGUCCAUCUCCAUGUCAUUAUGCUGUAAAUGAUGCCCUAACCAAGACGCCCCCUAAGGUGCCCGUCUCCUGCUUUAAGUCUGGAUCCAGCCGUAUUCAGCCCCCAGUGAUCAGCCAAGCCCCAGGGCCGGGAACCUAUAAACCAAACCAGCCCCCUGAGCCCAUUAAGAGGACCAUUUUCCCGAAGAAGCACUACUUGGUAUUGGCUGCCUCGGCUGUGCCCAUGCCAAAGACCCCUCCCCUCCCAGGGCCUGGCCAGUACAACAUUGUGGACUACAAAGGCCCACACAGAAAGUGCAUGUCUAGUGCAGUGUUCAUGUCAGGGACAAGUCGAUGGAUCGGAGAAACAGGCAGAGAUGGACUUCCUGGGCCAGGUCUCUACGAUCCCCGGAUACCUGCAAAGCAGUCGUUUCUGUACAACAUCUCCAAGAGAUGGAUCCCUGCAUGAAGAUCAGUCUCUCCUUCUAUAUGUUUGCGUGUGACUUACGGUGGAGAAGACGAGAUGUACGUGUGACAUCCAAUAAACUGGUUACAGUGAAGAGACAAGUUCAGUGCUUAUAAUUAGAUUUCUAAA